GCCCUUGCCUCGAUUAGCCAAGCGGGCCGUCAGUCAUUCAGGUGCAGCUCGCCUUUUCUGCAGGUGUGGGCUCUGGUUGGGGUUGGAGUCGCGCUCCUGCUGGGAUGUGUUCAUACUUUCCAAAGCAGUGAAGCUGCGCCGACUUCCGAUUGGCUCCUUGGGGUCCUGGCAGGCGCUGGCGAGGGAUUUCCUUCUGGGCAAGCUGCUUUGGGCGAUGCUGCAGCUGCUGACGCGACCCAGGAGUCAAAGGGUCAAUAGCAGCCCCUGUUGACCAUCGAAGCAGCAGCAGCAGCAGCUCCAAAAUGAAUCGAGCCCCUCCCGGGGUAGAUCUGAGUUUCUUAAACGAGGAGGAAGCCAAGCAGAUCUUCCAAGUGCUGGAGCGGGACACUCAGCUCAAAAGGGCAGAGAAAGAAAGGAUCAGCAAACUUCACAAAAUAAAGAAAGAUGCGACCGAGCAUCCAGGAGUGACUGGAGAAUGGUUUGAAGAAAUGCAGAGGCGAAAAUUCCAGACUGACGCAAACGCUGGCAGAAUGCUAAAACAACCACUAGCUCACAGGCUGCGAAAGGCCCUCCGAAAUGAUUCUACAAGUGCAAAGCCCGCUCCCCUGCAGGUCCCACAAGCCCAGAAGAAUGCAUCACCUUCCCUCCUGGGAGGGCUGCGUACGCCUUUUGCUUCUCUCUUCUCCUCCUUCAGAAAACCCAAAAGGCAGCCUCCAAAGCCUCCGCCUCAGGAGCAGCAAUGCCCUACAAGAUAUGACCAUUUUGCUCUGGCUGCUCAUCCAUCUUCCAAAGUGGAGGAAAUGGCAAAGACUGAAACAGGUGACUCCCCGUCGCCUUUUGAACCAACAAAUAAGGGUUGCGAUUCAACCAAAGUUGAAGUGGAGGAAAACAUGUCUACAUGGAAUGAGCAGCUAGAAAAUGAGCUCUUGCGAGUUCUGGGCAAUCUGGAUGACCAACUGGCACGGGAACAAGCUCAAGAUUCUGUGAACAGGAAGACUCCCACUGACUAUGGCUCUAGAGCACCAGACACCAAUCAACACUCCACUAUUACUAGACCAACAUUUCUUGGAAGAGUACAGAGAAAUGACCGGAGCAUGUUUUUGUCAGAUGGAACAAGGACACUGAGAGCCAGAGAAGAACACAAAACUCCUGUCAGACCAAGGAUGUUUUAUGAUACAUAUUUUAAAAGGCACCAUGCAGAAGACUAUGCUUACUGGGAUGUUGGGUCUGGGUCUACUACCUUGAAGAGAGGGCACUCCACACGUUCUCUUGGACAAUGCUCAGAAGGUUCCCUUGGAUAUUCCUCAGCAACACCCAGCAAUGGAUUUGGGCACAAGGACUUCAUGUAUACAGAUAACGUUAGCAGGAGUUAUUCUUUGUCUUGUCUUGCAAGGCGCCAGUCGUUGGGAUCUGCUGACCAGCUUUCCAUAGUUGGCCUACAACAUCCUUCAGCAAUGGAAGGCAACGGAAGAUUCACACAAAGGAACUGUCGCCUCUAUCCAAGGCGGACUCCCCUGUCUUCUGUCGUAUGGAAUGCACCACAGUCUUCUGAACAUCCACAAUAUCCAGAGAGCCUUCUUAGGACACGGUCGUUAAUGGAAUUUGGCCCAGCUGUUGAAGAUACAUAUCCUUGUGCUCUGCAGGAGAAUACAAGAUAUGAAUUUUACCGCUCAAAAGUCAAUUACAGAAGAACAUUAUCAAAUACCAAUUAUUCUAGUGGGGUCAGUUUCGCUGACAAACGUCCAGAUCCUCUGCGUUUUGAUAAUCAGGAUAAUUAUGCAUUGCAUCAAUGGGAAAGGAAUAUUCCCAGACCCCACUACAGAUAUCCACCACUGCAUGGUAGGAUGAAUCUGUCCCGCAAGAGUUUUCCUUGUGAAAGAUUAGGGCAGCCGCUUUUUAGGCCUGAUGGCCACCAGUAUUACAAUGAUGAAGUCUUUUUUGCCUCAGAUGCCAAUUUUGAAAGUAACCCAGCUAAUCUAAAUGACUACCAAAGUCCCUAUGCAAAAAACAUUAGUUUAUGGCAACGUGAGAGUGAUGCACAGAACCAUGUCUUGGGAUACACAAGGAGCAUGAAUCGUUCAGAAGAUGCAACAGCCAGAUUAUUUUCAAGGCAUGCAAAAGGCAUGCAUAACUGUCCAAUGUAUAAUUCAACGGCUGCUUUGCCAUUUGUCAAAGCAAGUGUUUCCAAUGAGCCUGGUUUAUCAGUUUCAAAGGACAGGACAGAAUAUGCAGUUCAGAAACAAAAUCUAUUAGUUGGGGCUGGACAAAUCUCCUCGAAGCCUUUGGUUAUGCACACUCAGACUAAGCAGAACUUUAAAACAUUUGCCUCAGAUGAUAUUAAGGGUACUGACCAGUCAGGUAGCGUGGGCAGUGGAGAUGCAAAAGAAGGGACAUUUGAACCAGUUUCUCAGCAAAUAGAUUCAAAUAGUCCAACAGAACCUUCGAUAGCUCCUUCUAAGAACUCUUCUGUAACUGUCCCACAGAAUAACGUGCUUCUUAAACCACCACUCCCAUCGGGCUCAGAAAGGCAAGCCAAAUCAACUUCUAAAAGAGAAAUUGAAAAAAUGCAUUCAUCAAGCAUUCGCAACAGAAAUGGGCAACAAAAUGAAGGUGAUUGUGCCACAAACUACUGUGAUCAAAUGUCUCUCCCACCUUCUGUUACUGGUAACUGCACAAGGGCGCCAAUUCCUCAAAGUCUGCAGCAAGAAGAGCAUCAGUCAGAAAGCUUGAGAGCAUUGGGGCACAAUAAGAAGUGCAAGAAUAUUUCUGCUCCUGAUUCCAGCAGAGGCCCUGAAAUAUUUACAGAUGAGCAGUUACCAGAACCUUGCACUGAAAAGUUCAGCAGACGGAACAGCUUUGUUAGACAUGCCACCACCACCAAAAUCACUGGCUCUCCAAGUAACAGCCCUCCCAAAUCCCCUAUGAUAUAUUACAACUUACCUAGAAAAUCAGCCAGUAUUGAUGGUAGUGUUUUAUUGGAAAAACCUAUGUCUUCCGCUAAAAGACCCAUUAAAAACCUAAUUGCUAUGGGGAAUAAUUUUGACAGGCAUAUAUCAAAUAGACUUGAAAACCUUUAUUCAAAUCGAGAUAAAUUAUCCUGUGUAAGUCCAGCCAGUUCUUCCUUAAAUCCAUCACCAAAAGAAAACACUCCACAAAUUAGAGACUGCCAUUUGCUGUCAACCCAAGAUCCUAGGCACAGAAGUACUACUGAUGUAAUUUCCAGUAAAUCAGGAAAAGGGACAAUGAUAGGUUCUCCAGAGAAAUCUGAAGCUCCUGUAUUUUCUGAUUGUGAGGAAACCGAUGAGGGAAAUCCUUUACAGCAGUACAAAACUACUAGUAAGCUUACAGUUAGCAUUGAGGAAGAUAAUGUCCAAUACCAUGAGCUGAUUUCCGUUUAUUAUACCUUACCACGGAAACAAUCUAGAACAUUGUGGAGUCUCUUUCUAGAUGAUACCAAGAACACAGAUUCUUCCCUACCCUUAGAAAAUUAUCGAGCUCCUCAAAAGAAAUAUGAAGUUCGCAUUGGUUUAGCAAGUGUUGCUUUUCCUUCCAGCUUAGAGAGAGAAGAAAAAGCAGGUUCUCCUGGCAAAAUGCCGGUCACUCAUGGUAUGCCACAGAACUCAGAAAUUCCAGAUGAUCCUGAUAAAGGAGGUCCUGAUGUCAUAAGUCCUACCACGGAGAGAGCAAGUGCAUCUCAGGCACAAAGCACCAUGUACCACAGAGGAGGACUAGGAGUUCAGACAGAAGCCCCAGUACUGGUACGUUCCAACAGGAUAGCUUUAAAUGACCCUCUAAGUGAACUGAAACCCAGGGUUACAGUGAAUGAAUCAGUUAAUAUCAUUACCAAUGCACUGGGCAAACUACAUAUUGGCACAUGUCCUUCGCCAUUGAAAGAGAGCUCUGAACGUGACAACACAUUAAGCUUCAGCUCAUCAAACCCUACAGACACAAAAAUCCCUUUAGAGAAUGUUGCUGCAGCUUCUUUUGCAAUGGAUGCUCAAAAGGAGAGCCUCCUGUGCUGUCAGCCAUCUGCUAAAGCAACAAAGAGCAACAAGUUACAUAUUCUACCUUCCCGUUCAAUCGGUAGCAACCAGGAAGGGAAAUAUGCUGCAAACCCAGCAACAGACAUCCUGGAAAACUCUGCUGGAGAGAAAACUAGACAAAAUGCAGAGGUCAAAGAAAGAGCACGUUAUAUAUGUCAUAUUAUAUCAAAGAAGGGGAAUGGAUUGCAGCCAAGAAAUAAAAGUAUUAGAAGUGGCCUAGAUGAAGCAGUUAUUUCAGAGACCAAGGUGUGCUCAGAUUUCCAGAAACAAACAUUUCAGUUGGAUGCAGCUUCCAAAGUUAAUCUAGCUCUUCAGACAAAUAUCCCAGAGAGGAUUGCUUUGAAGCAUUCAAAAACUGAACAAGAGGAGACGCCUCAGAAUUCUCUGACAUAUGAAGACUGCACACACUUACAGAGCUUUGAGAAAAACUCUGUAGAUAACCAGAACGUUAACUCUAAAGAUCAGUUCUCAAGUACCACACAGGAUUUGCUUAACCGUUCAGCAACUGAAAAUAAGCUUAUAUUGGAUUGCAUGAAAGAUAAAGCUAGCGACAUAGAAAAAAGGAAAAAUAGGCCCUCAAUUAAAAACAAACUGGCAGCUAUGUACAAAACAAGCCGGAAGUUUUCUAGCAAGAAAAGCUUAAGUCCCAAGCCACAUAUAAACAGUAUAUUUUCACAGAAUGGCGCCCCUUCUUUGGAGAUCAGUGAAUCUCACGGCAUGUUGAUUUCACCUGAUGUUCCCCAGUCACUUCUGCAAACAGGUAAUGAGAACCAGAAUCUGAACCCUUUGCCUGAUGAACUUGAUAACAUUGUGCUUGACCAAUUAGAGAAUAAGAAAUCACAAAUUAAUGAAGGCCCUCUCUUGGUUACCAAUGAAAGUAGAAGGCCUUUUGCAAACCUGUGUAACCAGAAAAGGGAGACUGGCAGUGUUAGACAAAGUGAUAAAAAAACGAUAAACAGCCCACAAAAUCUCACAGCAUUGUUUCCAGAAGAAAUAGUGUCUACACUUAAUAUUUCCCAAGCGCGCAUCAAGGCUUUAGAAAACAACAAUCGCUCUGUCUUCUCCAGAAUUACAGCUGCAGAUCUUGGUCAAAAGAAAAAAGACAUUAGUAAUGUUAGUGAGUCCUCAUUUUCCCAACAUUCACCGGACAAAAUCUCAAACCUUCUUAUGAAAAAUGACUCAAAGUCAAAUAUUUACCAACCACAAAAGGUGGUUUCACCAACAGGAUACAACCAUGAUCAAAACAUCAAGCAGUCAAACAGGCUAAAUCGAAACCUACCCUGUGUUGAGCCAGUUGUGAAUCUUGGCAAAAUGCAACGUGAACGCCACUUUUCUGAAACAUCUUAUGCACGAGAACCCCUUGAUCACCAGGCCUCAGGGAGCAACUUCAUACGUCACAAUAGUAGGUACGGUCGUAAGUUUAAAUCCUAUUCUGAACUGCUGUCUUGUGAUGAGAAUGAGAACUGGGAGCCAUAUAAUGACAGUAACAGGACCUUUGGUUCUAGACGUGUGAUGUACCCAUCAAUUGAAUUUGGCAUUUUUGGGAAAGAACAGCAACAGGCUUUCUUGGACAAUAUAAAGAGAUCGCUUACUGAAGGACGGUUGUGGAGGCCAUGUCUUUUAAAGAACCCUGGUUGUCUGAGAAAAGAAGAGAGUGGUUCUUUAAAUAUGUCUGAGCAGUUAACCUCAAGUUUUGCUGAGAGAAAUGCAUCAGCAGAAGGCUCGUCUCUAAGUGAGCCAACUGAUGUCCAUGGGAAAGGCCCUGUGGAUUAUUCAGAUUCAGACUCCGACACCACUACGGAUGAUGAAUAUUAUCUAGAUGAUGGUGAUAAAGAAUCAGAACUUUGAGAGGCUAUAAGAUGAAGAAAAAACUUUAUCUAAAAGUUGCCUUGUCAGUUCUUUGGGAGUGUAUAAAGUAUUUGGAAUUGAGAGCCUGAACAGACACAUGUAACUGUGCUGAUUUGACCGGCAAUCUUAAAUACACACAUUGUUAUGAUCACCCUACAAAUGACAUAAUGGUCUGGUUCACACAAUCAUUUGAAUCUAGGUUUAAUAUAAAUUGUCAGAAUUAUUGUGAUUGUGUGAACCCACACCAGGGCGGGAAUCUUGGAUUACUCUUGAGCCAUAAACCACCUUGGCAAGGGUUGACACAAUCACACUAAUGUCAGUAAUCUACAUUAAACCUAGAUUCAAACUAUUGUGCAAACCAGGCCAAUUUGUUCUACAAUGUGCAGUCUUCAAAAGUACAAGCAUGGCUUGUAUUAUUGUCCCGCUUUCUAAUUCCAUCAAUCCUUACCUUCCUUCUGCACCCUUUUUAUGUUUUUUUUUUUUUAGCAAUUUAUUGGGGAAGUAAGUAAGCUAAAUAGAUCAUUAACAUGUUUUCUUGUAAUUGGGAAAGCAUGAAUCCCAUUAAAAUGAGUGGGGUGGCAAUGAAGAAACGUUUGGUAGCCUGCUUCCUAAGAGCAUGGACAGUCAAACAAUUUUAAGUCUCUCACAUAUCAGUACACACUUUCACUGAAACCAGCAGGACUUGAAAGUGCAUCACUUUGACUGUAUGUGCCCUUGUUGGUUUAAAUUAACUAGUACCAACAUUUUAAAAGUGGUACUAAAAACUAGUACUUUAAAAAUACUUCGUUAAAGAAGUGUAUGUGUGAGUUGUGUGUGUUCUUUAAAUACUAUAUUGUUUUGGUAUUGCUGUUUAUUGUACAUGAAAUGACUAAUAAACUACUUAUUUAUGCUCAAAGUGGUUUAUACAACUGUAACUAUUCUGAUGGGAUUUGAAAGUGCAAGGUGAUAUGCAUUAUUGUAAAAAAUAGAUAAAUAUAAAUUAUUUUGACAAAUAUUCUAUGUAUAUUAGGCCCAUGGGCCUAAUAAAUAUAAAUAGCCUUUUGUAUCAUAACACAAGUCUUUGAAUUAAAGCUGAAAUGUUUUAUGAGGUUGUACUGCAAAAAGCUAAACAUUCCACAUCAGAAGGAAUUCAGCAUGCAUAGCAAGUGCAUGAAAUAAAUGUUUACAUGGACAUACAGUAAAAUGAUUAUAUAA
Molecule: messenger RNA, 7085 nt
Organism: Hemicordylus capensis (graceful crag lizard)
Lineage: Eukaryota; Metazoa; Chordata; Lepidosauria; Squamata; Cordylidae
Gene: EXPH5
Product: exophilin 5
Exons: 6
Coding region: 303-5891 (1862 amino acids)
Biological process (GO): positive regulation of protein secretion; multivesicular body sorting pathway; intracellular protein transport
Cellular component (GO): endosome
Molecular function (GO): small GTPase binding
Source: RefSeq, a predicted model, not a curated record